This is a messenger RNA of Colletotrichum higginsianum IMI 349063, 1374 nucleotides long. Its product is annotated as oxidoreductase FAD-binding domain-containing protein. The record is from RefSeq and is a predicted model, not a curated record. The transcript has 2 exons. NCBI's taxonomy places the organism in Eukaryota, Fungi, Ascomycota, Sordariomycetes, Glomerellales, Glomerellaceae. Bases 1 to 1374 code for a protein of 457 amino acids. Gene Ontology annotation, molecular function: oxidoreductase activity.
AUGACGUCUUCCGCGCUGGCUUCCGCCACGGGUGCGGCCGGCCGGUCCGUCGCCCGCAUCCAGCGUCACCAGCUCCGUCCAACCUCCGCCGCCGCAGAGGCAUCCUUCAUAAGCCCUCGGUACCUCCCCCUCCUCGUCCUCCUCGCGGUGGCCGGCGUCGCCUGGGACUCCCAAUGGCUCUUCCCCUCCACGCCCGCCUCCGCCGACCCGGCCGAGCAGACCGUCCUCGGGUCUGCCCGCAGGUUCGUCCCCUUCGCCGUCGUCGCCCGCGAACAGGUUUCCCCGACCUCCUUCAUCCUGACCCUCAAAGCCCCCGCAAACAAGCUCCCCGGCGUCGCCUCCCUCUGGAACGUCUUUGAUCUGUGGUGCGUCGAGGUCAAGCAGCCCCAGAUCCAAGUCGCGCGGGAAUAUACGCCCCUUCCUCCCCCGCCGGACGCGGCAGCAGACGAGGACGACACGCUGAGGCUGUACGUCCGCGCGGUGCGAGGCGGCGAGGUGUCGACGUAUCUCAGCCGCCUGUCGCCGCCUUCUCCGGACGGCGCCGUUGCGGGGGACACGGUCGAGCUCCGCGGCCCGCAUGGCGAGUUCGACUUGGGCUCGCGCCUCGGCGGGCGGGGCGACCGCGUCGUGUUCCUCGCGGGCGGCACGGGCAUCGCCAGCGCCCUGCAGGCCGCCCACGCCGUGCUCCCGUUGCCCCGGGCGCCGUCGAUGACCAUCUUCUGGGCCGUGCGUAGCCGCGACGAGAUCUAUCGGGGCGGCGGGAGCUUGUCUCCGACAAACCCGUCGUCGCCGUCGUCCUCAUCAGCGUCGUGGUGGAAUUGGAGCUGGAAUCCCUUUUCAGGACGCUCGUCGGAGGGCCCUGGAUCCUGGUCCGGCAUCCGGGCCGAGGCGCUGACCGUGGGAACCGAGGACCCUUCGCCCGUCAGCAGGGAGCUCCUGGCGUUGAAGGAGAAGUACGGCGACAGGCUCGAUGUGCGCGUCGUGAUCGACCAGGAGGGCACCGCCGUCCGCGACUCGGACCUGGCCGCUUCUCUCACGUGCCGCCCAGGCGGUCCCGAGACGACGCACUCCGUCGAAGGGUGCCGGUUCCACUCGCAGACGGCGCACCUCGGCAUGGUGGACGGCGCGCCCAACGCCGGGAAGCGGGGCCUGUUCCGGCAGAGCGACUGCGCGUGCUCCUCCUCCGCGACGUCGGCGGCGCCGGGCAAGAACGUGUUCGUGGUGUCCGGGCCCGAGGGCUUCGUCGAGGCCUACGCGGGAGCCAAGGUGUGGCGGGAUGGCGGGCAGCUGCAGGGCCCUGUGGGCGGCAUGCUGGGCGCGCUGCAGAGGAAGAACCCCGACACCCUGAAGGACUGGAUCGUCCUCAAGCUGUGA